This is a messenger RNA of Frieseomelitta varia, 6474 nucleotides long. It is a transcript of the gene mtd, whose product is annotated as TLD domain-containing protein 2-like. Gene Ontology annotation, biological process: response to oxidative stress. Bases 472 to 1125 code for a protein of 217 amino acids. The record is from RefSeq and is a predicted model, not a curated record. Gene Ontology annotation, cellular component: nucleus. The transcript has 4 exons. NCBI's taxonomy places the organism in Eukaryota, Metazoa, Arthropoda, Insecta, Hymenoptera, Apidae.
GUGGUACAGUGUUGCUUCAGUCCUCGCGAAGUGAAGCGCACUUGUUCGAUCGCGAAAACGAACCAAUUGAAAUUAUCAGUCGUUUUACAGUUUGUUGUUUUCUCUUGCCCGACAACUACAUUAAAGCUCCAAGAAUUCUUAUUUCUGGAAGUCUGUUUGUUUUGCACAUCGGAAAAAGAUAAAAGAUUGUUGAAUUGUAUAGAAACCGAAGUGUUUCCUAACAACACACCCCUAUGUGUGUAUGUGUGUGUGUGCUUUCGUUUCUAGAACAGAAACAUUCACGAUUACGAUGACCGAUUGAGUCGUGGUGAGAAAAGAGAACGCGUGCAUAAUGUAAACUGUUUUUUCUCCGUGAUCACAGUCGCAAAGGAAAGUAUAUAUAUCGAAGUUAUAUACGGUGUUAAGAGACGAGAACGGCGGAGGCUGAAAAUUCGAGAAACGCUGCGUCAGAGGCGAACGAGUCUAGUCAAAAUGCCGAGACCAAAGAUUUCCAACCCGAUCACUAAAAUCUCCAAGUUCCUUAAGCAGAGGACGAAGGUACUGUCUAUGAGCGAGGAGCUCAGGCGAGCUCUGUACACGAACAGCGCCGUCUCCAUAGACAACGACGUCAUCGUUCCCGACCUGGUUGGCACCACUGAGAUCCUCAGCGACGAGCACAGGGAACAACUGUGCCGGCACCUGCCAGCCAGGGCGGAGGGAUACCUCUGGACCCUCGUCUUCAGCACCAGCCAACAUGGAUUUAGUCUGAACAGCAUGUACAGGAAAAUGGCCAAGGUAGAGAGCCCGAUCCUCUUGGUGAUAGAAGAUACAGAGGGCAAUGUAUUUGGUGCGUUGACCUCGUGCUCGCUGCACGUGAGCGACCAUUUCUACGGAACCGGCGAGUCCCUCCUCUUCAAAUUCACGCCGAAAUUCCAGGCGUUCCACUGGACCGGCGACAAUCUUUACUUCAUCAAGGGUAACAACGAAAGCCUGUCCAUCGGCGCCGGGGAUGGAAAAUUCGGACUGUGGCUGGACGGGGACCUGUACCAAGGCAGGACACAAACGUGCAGCACUUAUGGGAACGAGCCGCUCGCGCCCCGAGAAGACUUCGUUGUGAAAACGCUGGAGUGUUGGGCGUUCAUAUAGGACACAGCCUCCUCGUACACCUUGUCCGCAACUACGCCCUCGCCGCAGCCUAAUCUGACCUGAAUCCUGAGAGAGAGAGAGAGAGAGUGAGAGGGAGAGUGAGUCUCAGAGCGCGGUGUGGUGGAAUGGAAUUGUCGUGAGAUAUCACAACACGGAGGAUGACAAUUGGCGUCGAGAGAGACAUUUUUACCAGAGGAGAUUAAAAUUGCCGAUCAACGGGAUUUGCCGGGUUAGCUCGGCUAACCGUCGAUAGAUUUUUAAAACAGAGAGAAAAAAACCCCCGCAGACGUAUUUUGUUAAAAGUCAAUAGGAGAUUUUUCGAGUGAGAGUGAGAGUGAGAGAGACGUGCGAAGAGCUGUAAUUUUUAUUGUAACGAAGUAUAGUAGAGAAAAAAAAGAAGUUGAUAAUGGGAGAUUUGGGGCAGCAAGCAAGUUGUAAACCAAGGACUGCGAAUGACUGCUGAUCGAUUUUCUCGUUUCGAUCGUCCUACGUUUGUUUGAUUCUUUUUUUUUUUUUUUUUUUUUUUUUUUUACGUAUAUAUCCACAAACACUCGCGUAUAUGUGUUUUCGCGUUGAAUGAGUCGUUACUUUUGUUGAUAAUUCUGAUUUCACGCGAUCGCGUGGCGUUCGUUUUUAUUUUAUUUUAUUUUUUUUCUUUCUCUAGUAAAAAGGAUCGAAGGAUCGACCACGAUGAUGAAUGAAUUUGUUUGUUACGUACGAUGAUGACGACGACGAUGAUUAUGAUUAUGGUCGUGGUGUUGCCUUCGAACUAGUCGCGAGUAUAAUUAUAACGUUAAUUGAUACUAGUAAUAGUGCGUCGUUUAUGGGAGAUUAUCACAAGAUCGUCGAUAUGUGUUAACGAUGAUCAACGAUGGCGAGUAAAAGGGAAGAGAAUGAGAUGAAAGUGUGAAUGGUGAUCGAGAUUGAAAGGGAGAAACGGAUACGUCUCUAUGACGGAGAGAUUCGGUACAAUGUAAUGCGAGAAAGACGAAAGAAAAGUCACGAAUCGAUCGAUAUAUGGAUACAUGCAUAAUGGAUCACGCUAAUGAUGAUAACGAUGAUACAAUACCGUGAUGAAAAACACGACACUACGAGAAUGCUAAACUAACCGUAUUUGUUGAUGUGUAGUUUAUUGUAGAUAGAUAAAUGUAAAUAUAUAUAUUACGAGAUCGUUUAAGAUAACAAACAAACAAAAAAAAAAGAAAAAGAAAAAAAAGAAGUUAAUUUUAAAGAAGGAGAAAAAAGCAUACAACAUAUGAUACCACGCUAAAGAAAGAGAAAACACACACGUUGCAGAAGACACUCUGUGUAGUUUGUCUCACAUGUAUAUCCCGAAGGACACACACACCGAUUAUAUAUAUAUAUAUGUACACGAAAAACAUACGGUAUCGAUUCGAAAACGAUCACGAGCAACAUACACCACUGAAUCGAAUCGAUGGGAUGAUAUUCUGGAUGUUGAAAGAUCCUAGGUAACUGAAAACAAAGGAUAGUUUCAGGAGAAGAAGAAGUAGAUAAGCAGUUUCGUGAAAAUCGUUGAAAGAGAUUAAAAAGCACGUUACCGAUUAAAUAAUAUAUAUAUACAUAUUAUCGACACGAUGAAAUGCGAACCAGAAAUCGUAGAAACACGCGAAUUAGAAGAUCAGAGCAGCGCGUUCGCUUCUUGUGUCUCGAAUGACCACAACGAACACACACGCCUGUGCCUCGCUUCGCUCUCUUUCUCUCCCUCUGCUAUAGAGCACUUACGCGUAAUCAAAAUCACGUAAAAAAGAAAAAGAAACUCGCUGUACUUUCAGUUCUACUCAAUACUAUAGAAUAUAUGUAACAAGAUCCUCCAGAUCAGAGUCGAAAGGAAAGAAAGUGUCGUUGCGUCGACGCUCUUGCGGUUACACAUCUCUUCGUGGGAGCAUCAUGCAAAACUCUGACAAUAAAGAGGAAUAUCUCGCCGUGGCAAUCGAGACUCUUUUUCGUUACACGCUCUUAAUAACACCGUUUGUAGCUUUCUCGUUCGAUGAAUGAACCGAGAUACAUAUAUAUAUAUAUAAACGAAUUCACAGUAUUCACCAGCGCGAUGCACUGUUUAACAUUUAUGUUUGCGAUUCAUUCAACGAGCAGAAAGUAUUUUGCAAGAUGUUGUAAAGUUUUUCUACACUGCGAACAGCAUUUCGCUCGGCUCUGAGGAUCAGCGAACCCGAUGUCAGUCGUGAGAAACACACACAACCAUGAAGACGUAGGACACGACCAGAAAAAAAAAGGGAAAACUGUCUCGAGCUUAUAGUUAUCUCUUUACUACUGUGAAUUAACUUAGAAUCGAUAGACUGUCGCGAGAGAACCCAUCGUUUCUACCGCUUUUUAAACCGUGAAUUUUUCCGUUCGAGAACCGAGAGAACAAUGCUAGAUACUAAACGUUGUUUAACAGUAAAAUUAAAAGAAAAGAAAAAAAAAAAAAAAGAAGAAGAAAAAGAAAACACACGCUUCGUUAGAUUUUUGGUAAUUGACUUGAUCUCCGAAUCGAAGGGUCAAAGAGUGUGCGAAACGAAGAUAUAUCUGAAAGGCGAGUUCUCCAGUUUGUUGCGAGAAGGAUUCUCUUAGCAGUUUUCACAACCAGAUGUAACACCGAGGAGAAAAGAGAGAAAGGAAACUGAGACGCCCACAUUUCGUACCGUAGCGAGACACACCAGUUUUGCCAUUCCUUCCAUUUUAUCAGGAACAGUUCCCGCGACUCUCGUGACGACUUUCUACGAUUUUCGAUCUUCCAUAGAGUACUGCUUUAAAAAACAACGUCACUGAACUGCGUUAAUUGCGUUAAAAUCAGCCGUGGUUUCGCUCAGUUUAAUGACGAAGAAUUUCUUUUUUUUUUUUUCUUUUUCUUUUUUUAAAGCAGCACCACGCGAUAUAGCGGAAAACACACGGUUGUUUCUGAUUAUAUUCACUACCGGCGUGGAUCGGGCUCGAAGAUCAAAUGGAAAUGGGAGAGCGACGAAAAUCGUAAAAAUCUGAACGAGCGUAUUUCCGUGCACUGGUUAUGAAAUGCACUUUAUAAAAUAAGAUAAGGGAAAAAACGAUCGUCUUGGUUUGAAGUGGAGAGAACCUUACGGAGCAUGGUUUCUAGACACAGUGGAACAAAAUUGGAGAAAUAUAUUUCGAGAGAAAGAGAAGAGAAAGGAGCGGGAAACGCAGCCACGGAGAGCACAAAAUACUUAGGUGUAUUCAAAUUGCGUGUAGCCUACCUAUCAACUUUCUGUUAGGCAUAGUUUUCAAGUAACACGAUCAUAGCGUUGUCUAGGACGUAUUAAAGUUUAUAGGCGUCUAUAGGCGCACUCUUGUGAUACUAAGGAGUUAAAGAAGAACAUAGAAAAACCGAGAUAAAAGAGCGGUUUGAAAAUAUAGAAAAGGAAAAAAAGGAGGAAGUUCGCUUCGAGUGUGUCACUCGGGACAGUUGUUUCUUUCGUGGCAGGGUGAGAGAGGGGAAAAAAAAAAAAAAAAAAAACAAUGGUUCCAGAUGGAAAUCUCUGAUAAUAAUGUACAAUAUAUGUAUAUCAGCCAGGACAAUACCAAUUUACAUAGAGACGCGAUGAAAGAAAAAGAGGAAAAAAAGAGAAGCGAAGUGUGCUCGACCGUGGCAAAUUUUUCUCUUUAAUUUCUGUUUGGAAAAAAAAAAAAGAAAAAAAGAAGAACGACUCACGACCCUCGCCUCUGAAUGCCGAAAAUCCACGGUAAUAAAUGUAAUAUUGUAACGUGAAAUAAAAAAAAAAAAAAAAAAAGAAGAUGAUAUGUGUGUCUGAGAAAAGAUACGUUUUUACUUUUCGUUUUCUUCGUUCAUUUUUGUUCCUUGUGUUCUUCUUGUCUUAUUGGCGACCGCAUAAUGCGACAGGAAAACGUACGUUAUGUACUUUCUUAGUUGUAUAAUUUCCUUUUACGUUCUGUAAUUUUGUCUCAUCGGGCGAAAUUUGAGAAUGAGUUCCUAACGUUCAAGUAUAAUAUAAAAUUAUCAGAGGGUCAUCUGCGCAGACUAAUUCGCUUUGUCAGGACACUGUUUGUACAGAUUUUUUUCUUUUUCUAAAUGCUAUCGAAAUUUUUCAACACGUUUCGAGAGACACGUCUGUUACCGAAGAAAUGAGAGGGGGAAAAUGAGAACUGCCCGGAAGGAUUCAUGUUCUUCUGUCUUCGGAACGAACUUCACCGAACUUCAGAAACAUUCUUAAACACUAGUAGAUGUCGUCUGAUCCGAAAUACACGCUACUGCCUCCACUGAAUGAAAAUCGUAGAUUAAGCGUGAACCAUCUUGCGAAAUCAAGAGAGAUCCUAACAAUAUCGAACGACGAAAUACUCCUUUUUUUUCUUGUACGAGGUCGGUUGCGAUACACAUACAUGUUUGCGUGCGAGCUCGAACGUUACCUCGAGAAAAGAAUCGAACCGACGUCCAUCGCGACAAGUACAAUGAUAUCCGAUGAUUUAAACAAAGUUCGAGCGCGGUGUAUGUUUCGAUCCGCUUGAAACCGAUAUCUUUCUCCUGUCAGAUCUUGUCGAGAAAUCAGAACCCCUCUCUCUAGCCAGUUUCGAAUUCCAUCUCGUUGCGUAUUACAAUUUCUUGAUAGGAAAGAAAAUAGCGCGAGAAGAAUGAAAAUUCAAUCUGUCUGUAGAAGUUUAUUCCGAAUCGAGAGGCAAAGUGAAAGAAGGGAAAAUUCGAUUUAUUUUUACCAGUGACGUGUACAUUGUAAAUUCUUCUGACAGUAGAAGGGUGUCGAGGUGUCGUCGAAGAUUCGACAAUUCGAAAAUGAAUGAUCACAACGUUCACGAAACACCUACGAAUAUGAAACUUAACUUAGCUCGCUGUAUUUAACCAUAGUGGAAGAACCGAGUAAUAAGCGUCGUCCUAGCUUUCUCCGUUUCGUGUAUCGAGGUGCAUUUCCGUAGCGGAAAUAGAGAUAGAAACGAGCAAGGAACCCUCCGCCACAGCCAAAGUGGAGGAGAGAAACAACUAAGUAACUAUAUAAAUAAAAGCUCACGCGAGAAUUAUUACUCGUGCUGUAAUAAUCGCAAAAAAAAAAAAAGAAAAAAAAAAAGAAGUAUAUGUAUCUAUAAUCGUAGUUGACUAGUGGACGUUUAGCGAGUUAGAGCAGAAGAGAAACAGCAACACCGUUAUAAAAAGACAAAACAAAACAAAAAAAAAAAAAGAGAGAGAGAGAAGAACGGAAUGGAGAACGAAAUGCAAAGACGAAGAUGAAGAGGCAACAAGUUUUUGCUAGAAACGAAGAGAAACUUUUCUUGGUACAUACACAUUGUCAAUUAGAUUCAGACUGACCGCCAGGGAUUGAACAUGCAUUAACGAAAAAUGUAUAACCAAAAAGA